AUGGCCGACGUGGACGACAAGGAAAAAGCCGAGAAGCUUGCCGCUGCAAAGAAGCGCUUCGAAGAGUUGAAGAAGAAGCAAAAGGGAAAGAAGGGUGGAAAGAAGAAGGCAGACAAGGCCGAUGCCACAGAAGAGAAGGAUGAUGCGACAGCACAAGACGGCCAAGCAGCAGACGCUGAUGUCGAUGCCCCUGCCGAAGGAGCAGCCACCGACAACACACCAGUAGCCGCAGACACAGCAGAAGACGCAAACGCAGAGAAGACGGAAGAGACGCUUGAAGAAGCUACAGCAUCGGACGAGACCCCCACCGAACGACCAACACACGAGCGCAAACCAUCCCAGUCCGAGCAGUCACGACAGCGAUCAGCCUCUUUCAGACAAAACUCGGGCCUCACGUCGCCCAGCCUGUCCAAAUCGCCUGCUCUUCCGUCCAUCAGUGCCGAGGACGAAGUCCAAGACAUCUACCGCAAGCAAGCAUCACGAAUCGAGGAGCUGGAGAAGGAGAACAAGACGCUGCAGGAUGCCCAAGCAAAACUUCAGAAGGUCGAGGACGAGCUGGAGCAGUUGAGAGAGAGCAGCGGCGAUAUUGCCGAACUCAAGUCUAAGGCUGCCUUGGCUGACAAGCGACAUGAAGAGAUUGAGAAGCUGACAUCCGACUUGACAUCGGUACAGCGACAGCUCUCACAAGCUCAGCAACAAGUAGCCGACAAGCGACGCAAGUCUAACGCAAGCCCUUCACGCGAGAUACAGGCCCAGCUGGCAUCCAAGACAUCGACGAUCGAGUCGCUGGAGUUGGAGCUGUCGAAUCUUCGAAACCAAUACAACAUGUCGCAAUCGUCCGUCUCGGCCCACGAAGCCACCAUCAAGGAACUGGAGCAGCGUGCAACCGCGGCAGAACAAGCCUCCGAAACAGCACAGAAAGAGAUAGGGACUUUGAAAGAGACCAUCAGCAAGCCCGUCGAGACAGAAAAGAACGAUGCUGAAGACCCGGCUGCACUCCAAGCAAAGAUCACGACUCUAGAAUCCGAUCUACGUGCCGCCCAGUCGUCUGCCGACACUGCUACCAGCCGCGCCAGCUCCCUCGAACAAAAGAUCGAGGCCUUGACAAAGUUACACAAAGACCAAACCAGCACCCACGACUCUCAAAUCAAGGACUUGACUUCCAAGCUCGUAUCGCUGAAAACAUCCCAAACGCCCACUGCGAACGAUACAGACUCCAUCACAGACGAUGCCAAUGACCUUGAGCGCGAACAGUUGCACCAACGCAUCCGUGAUCUCGAAGCCGAGAACACCGAUCUUCGCCGUGGCGUAUGGCGCGAUCAAAGAGCUGCCUUGCAACCAGACAUCAACGACGCCUCACCAGGCUACGAGGAUGUAGAUCUCAGCAACCCCUACGCUGCACCGUCAUCUGCACAACGCCCUCAUGCCCGCACAGGUAGCAGUUUCCAAGACGUGCUGCAAAGCGGCAUCAGUGCUUUCACUGGUGGCCAAAGGAAGCAAUCGCUGGGUCUGUUGAGCGAAGAAGACUUUGAUGAAGAUUCAUUCCGCGUCGCCCAGGAGGAAGAGGGUAAGAAGAGGAUCGAACGAAUCAGAGAAGUAAAGCGUGGGUUGGAAGACUGGAGAGGAUGGCGUGUAGAUCUCGUGGACCUAAGGGCAGGAGGUCUAGGUGGUGGUGCAGCCACUGGUCCCGUGUUUGAAGUUUGA
Molecule: messenger RNA, 1704 nt
Organism: Aureobasidium vineae
Lineage: Eukaryota; Fungi; Ascomycota; Dothideomycetes; Dothideales; Saccotheciaceae
Source: the annotation of a GenBank genome assembly